AUGGAAUCUCCAAUCUCUCUUACUUCUUCAAUUGAUCAUGAAGAGAAUAAUAAUGAUAAUGGUUUUAAUAUCAGAAAAGAUGCCAAACCCUUCCUUCCAUUGUUGAAUACAAGUGUUUCGUUGCAAAUCCCCGAAAUCCAUUCAGCGUCAAUCACGCUCACAUCUCCGAGUACACCAAAAGAAAUUUCUAGAACAGGAGGAGAAAGGAACGUCCGAGAAAGACCUUCUCCAAGGAGAGCUUUUUCAUUUGUUUGGAAAAAUCAUUCUCUCAACAAUUCAACAGCCUCAAACGAAUCGUCACCCUCUUCGCUAAGUCAUACUCCUCAAAAACCAAAUGAUAGUCAGCUGUUUGAUGAUAGAGAAAUUAAAAAAGUUAUUACCAUGUCACUUCAACUCACGGAAGAAGUAAAACGACUAAAAACAAGCUUGUCAGGCAGAGAAUUGCAGAAUCAAAUAUUGGAGAAGGAGAACCAAUUUUUACAUGAUGAACUAGCAGCCUUUAAAGAAAAAGUUUCUGCCUUAGAAUCUAAAAGUAACAAACUCAAAUAUCAAAGAGAUCGGUAUCACGGUCAGCUCAGCUCUCUUUCAGAAAAAUAUGAGGCUAUAAAAAUCAGAGCUUCUUCGCUGCAAGCCUCCAUUAUUGGAGAUAAGGAGUAUGUUUCUGAUGAGGAAGAAAAUUCGUCGGGUAAUACAUCAGCUGAGAGCUCAAUCACCGAAGAAGACUCGGGUAUCAAGCCUCCAUACUCGAAUAACAAUGCUAAGCCUAAAGAAAAAGGAUGGAUCACAACAGCAGAGCUCAAAAAUAAUUAUCAUAGCGUGUGUGACAAAGUUGAUGAGCUGAGUGUCAAGUUGGAAAGAAGUGAAAAAUCUCUAAAAGAAAGUCUGCAACAAAACAAAUUGUUGGAAAUUCAGUUGGAAAAUGCACGAGCAAAUGAAAAAGCACUGCUUCACAAGUUUGAGCAAAUGGAGCAGCUAUACUUUGAAUCUUGUGAAAAAUUGGAGGCUGUUAAAUCAUCGAAAAAGGACUCGAUAUCUUUUCGCCUUGAUGAUACGAAUCAUACUACAGAAAAUGAAACAAUUCACAAUUCGUCUUCAGAGGAUGUCAUAUCUACGCAUGAAGAUGAGAAUGAAAAUACCGAUUGGCCCUCUGUGGAUGCCCUCUCAGACCAUAUCGGUCUUAUGUCUACUGAAAUAUUUGAAGGAGAAGAGCAAAGUGUUUUUCUUGAAAAGGAAAACCAAAGAUUAAGGGCACAAAUUGAAGAGCUACAACGAAUUCUAGAUCAUACACGGGACGAUCUUCAAUUAUUGAGGAUACAAUCUACGCUGUCAUCACCGAGAACCCCUAGGCUGUCAACACCAAGAGAAUUUGAAAGACCCUCCUCAGAUCGAUCAAACCAAAGUGAGAGUGUGGAUUCAAAAAUUAUGGACGAAUGGACCAAGUUAUUAGCUGAUAAAUUUGACCAUAAUCUUCAAAUACUCAAGGAGCAGGUAGUGAAAUAUGAAAAGAGAGCACAUGCUAUGAAUUCUUCGCACGAUCGCUCAUAUGAGUCCUCCAGUUCAUUGCUUGAAGAUUAUUUUAGGUUGACACUACUUUCUGUAAAAAUUCUGUUAUCUAAGGAACCUCGAUAUCAAAAUACAGUAUGGUACAAAAUAUGGUGUGAUAUUGAUAGUGAAGAGAUUUACUCUUACAUGCUUUCCAAUGAAAUUCCCAUUGAAGAAUGGUGGCUUUUUCUGUUCACAACUGUACAAACACGAUUGGAACAUGCCAAGUUGGAAUAUGAGGAAGAAGAAGAGAGGGAUAGUGAAAAGUAA
Naegleria lovaniensis is the source of this 1812-nucleotide messenger RNA. RefSeq lists its product as uncharacterized. Bases 1 to 1812 code for a protein of 603 amino acids. The transcript has a single exon. NCBI's taxonomy places the organism in Eukaryota, Heterolobosea, Eutetramitea, Acrasida, Naegleriidae. The record is from RefSeq and is a predicted model, not a curated record.